CCUAGUCUGUUGCUGUUAUUUAUUUUCCCAUUCCCCGGAUCUAGUCAGUUUCUUGACCCAGCCUGUGGAAUACGAUCUGAAACGAAGGCGGUGAAACGUAUCAUUAAUGGCAAGAUCGCGGCAUACAACUCUAGUCCUUGGAUGGUUUUCUUAAAGUCCACCGAGAACAAAUUCAUUUGUGGCGGAACUUUAAUCACAAAUAAAUUGGUACUUACUGCAGCGCAUUGCUUUCUACCAAACGUAACAUUAUUCGUUCGCCUGGGUGAGUAUAAAAGAAGCCAAAAAGACGUAUGCAAUGGAAAUUACUGCCACAUUCGAGCUACUCAUAAAGUUGAUGGAGGUUUCAGACAUCGCCUCUAUACGAGUACUGGAAAAAACUUUCUGAAUGAUAUAGCCAUACUGCGUCUAGCUACACCUGUAAUCUACAGAGAUAAUAUCAGACCAAUCUGCAUUCUGUUGGAUACAAGAUGGAGAAAGUACAUCAACAACAUCCCAAGGCUAGUCGGAACUGGAUGGGGCAAAACUGAGUCGGGACUUGACAGCGAUGAUCUCAUGACCCUGGACAUUCGGCGCCAAUCACCGAAUGUCUGCCGAACCUAUAUCGGUAAUAACCUUAUGAGCAACCAAUUCUGCGCUGGAAACCGGAAUAGUAAUCUGUGCAAUGGCGAUUCUGGCGGACCUGUAGGAGCCAUGAUUCCGUAUAAGAAAACCAAACGAUUUGUCCAGAUCGGUAUUGCUAGCUAUACGAAUCAAAUGUGCAAGUAUGCAAGCGUUUUUACAGACGUUAUGAGCCAGAUCGGCUUUAUCCUAAAAGUUUGGCGGCAGUACGGAAAGGGUCAAACGAUUCCAACAGGACCACCAAAAAGAUGGCCAACUAGACCCCCAACUAGACGGCCUACCAAGCCGCCAACUAGACCACCACUUAGACUCCCAACUAGACGGCCAACUAAGCCGCCAACUAGACCAACAACUAAACCGACAAUUAUACCGCCAACCAUACCACCACCUAUACCACCUAUACCACCAACACCGCCAACUAUACCGCCAACUACACCGCCAACACCGCCAUAUGUACCCCCUCCUGCACCUCCUGCACCACCCACCAACCCACCCUUCGUUCCACCGCCACCGGAACCAUCACACUACGAAGAUGGCAAUUGGAACUCCGAUAGUUCAGAAUGGGAUGAUGAAUUCCAUGAGGAUAGAUCUUAUGGUGAUUCGUAUGAAAGUAUAGAAACUUUUCCGAUGGGAGGUCAAUUCGUAGUUCAAUAUCCUAUGCAAACUGUGGGAUUUUUCGGAUAA
Molecule: messenger RNA, 1302 nt
Organism: Drosophila eugracilis
Lineage: Eukaryota; Metazoa; Arthropoda; Insecta; Diptera; Drosophilidae
Product: chymotrypsin-like protease CTRL-1
Exons: 4
Biological process (GO): proteolysis
Molecular function (GO): serine-type endopeptidase activity
Source: RefSeq, a predicted model, not a curated record